Sesamum indicum (sesame) is the source of this 1269-nucleotide messenger RNA. RefSeq names its product DNA-directed RNA polymerases II, IV and V subunit 6A. Gene Ontology annotation, molecular function: DNA binding. Gene Ontology annotation, biological process: tRNA transcription by RNA polymerase III; transcription by RNA polymerase I; transcription by RNA polymerase II. Gene Ontology annotation, cellular component: nucleus; RNA polymerase I complex; RNA polymerase III complex. NCBI's taxonomy places the organism in Eukaryota, Viridiplantae, Streptophyta, Magnoliopsida, Lamiales, Pedaliaceae. The record is from RefSeq and is a predicted model, not a curated record.
AACUAGAAACACCUACAAGUUUGAGAAUUCCUAGCAGAGCUGCAGAGAGAGCCCUAAACGACACCGAAGCACUGAAAAAAGUUUGCAGCCAUGGCGGACGAGGACUAUGAUAUGGACGGAGCGUACGAAGAUGAGCCAAUGGAGCCUGAGCCUGAUGAAGGUGCGGAGGUGGAAGAAGAGAACAAUAACAAUGAGGAUGGCCCGGAUCCUGUUGAGGGAGACGGCGAUGAGAAACAGGAGCAGGAACCGAUUGAACGGCCCCGGAAAACAUCUAAGUACAUGACGAAGUACGAGCGUGCGAGGAUUUUGGGCACACGGGCUCUGCAGAUAAGCAUGAAUGCACCAGUAAUGGUUGAGUUGGAGGGUGAAACUGACCCGCUUGAGAUUGCAAUGAAGGAGCUGAGAGAGCGAAAAAUACCCUUCACUAUUCGUCGUUACCUCCCUGAUGGAAGCUACGAAGAUUGGGGAGUGGAUGAAUUGAUUGUGGAGGACUCCUGGAAAAGACAAGUUGGAGGUGACUAAAUUGUUUUACCUUUCGUUUUGUAAAGUGUUUGAUAAUGCAUUUAUAUUGAAAUAUUGAAGUACCAUGUACAAGACUUGUAGUUAUAUUAAACUAGAGGAAUGCUGAUGUAGUUGAAUCUUGCUUUUGCUUUGGAAGUCAUUGUUAUUGACUCCCUGGUGAUAAUGCAUCUUCCACUUGCCAUUUCAGAUUAGCUGGUAUCCAGGCUUGACAAUUUGACAAAUGUAUGUGCUAGCUACUUAUUUUCUGGGCUUUGCUUUAGGUAAACAUUGGUGUUGCACUGUUAUUUGUUUGCAAGGUGUGUAUAACUUCUAAGCACUACAGUUUUGGUUAAUGGAGAUGUGGAAAAUUCUUGCGUGGCUCCUGGAACUGCGGGUCCAAGGCCUUCACUCAUCGAUAUGGGACAACAGGAUGACUCCAUCCCACUACCCGACAUUACAAGGGGUCCCCUAUUUAGGGUGACUGAUAAUCGAAGAGUUGAGCGUUGUGGGACCCCUUAAGGUCAGAUCAAUGGAGCUCGAUAGGCUAAGGGUUAAUUACAUUUCUGAGAUGUCACAUGAAUUCUUGGCCCACGGGAGGGGAUGCUUGUGUCUAACUGGUGAAAUCGUUCAAAUCAUCUGGCUCCUAUAAAUUAGCGCAGUGUUGUCUGAAGUGCACGCUAUACUGGAAAUUGUUUAUAGUUAUGUGUUCAGAAGCUCUAAUUGUUUCGGAUGUUGCACUCAAUCAAGAAUGUGGAAGAUGGUUGACAA